AUAACAGAUCGCAUGCAACAGGUUCGUCACAUCUUAGGAGGCAUCGUUUUAGCAUCGUCAAAUAGGCAGCAUGGUGAAGCGUGUGGCAGUGAUCGGUGCAGGGAGUUCGGGUCUGGCCUGUAUUAAGUGCUGUGUGGACGAGGGCCUGGAGCCUGUGUGCUUUGAGAGCAGUGAUGACAUCGGGGGACUGUGGAGGUUUAAGGAGAAUCCAGAACCGGACCGGGCCAGUAUCUACCACUCCGUCAUCAUUAACACAUCUAAGGAAAUGAUGUGUUACAGUGACUUCCCCAUUCCGGCUGACUUCCCUAAUUUCAUGCACAAUUCCCUCAUUAUGGACUACUUCCGGAUGUACGCAGAGCACUUCCAGCUCAGACGCUUCAUUCGUUUUCAGACGAAGGUCCUACAGGUCACACCAAGGCCAGAUUUUUCCCACUCUGGCCAGUGGGACGUGGAGAUUGAGUGUGCAGACGGGCAGAGGGAGAAACAUGUGUUUGAUGCUGUCAUGGUCUGUAUAGGACAUCACUGCUACCCAAACAUGCCGCUCAAGGACUUUCCAGGCAUAGACACGUUUAAAGGAAAAUACUUCCAUAGCCGAGACUACAAAACCCCAGACGAGUGGCGCGGGAAGAGAGUGGUUGUGAUUGGAAUUGGGAAUUCUGGAGGGGAUAUCGCUGUGGAGCUCAGCAGGGUGGCCAAGCAGGUUUUCCUCAGCACUCGAAGGGGUUCAUGGAUCUUAAAUCGAGUGGGACCAAAUGGCAUUCCUUUGGACAUGACCUUCAGCAGGCUGACAGAUAUGUUGAGGCAUACACUGCCCUUUGAUUUCCUCUGCGGCGUUGUCGAGAGUCAACUCAACAAAAGGUUCAACCAUGAGCUGUACAGGCUACAGCCUGAGCACAGAAUUUUCAACCAGCACCCGAUGGUGAACGAUGACCUACCCAAUCGGAUUCUCUCGGGCACGAUCGCAGUAAAGCCAAACGUGCAAAAGUUCCAGGGCUCUAGUGUGGUAUUUGAAGAUGGCACUGUUGAAGCUGACAUUGACCUGGUGGUAUUUGCUACAGGUUACACUUUUGGCUUCCCCUUCCUGCCCUCCAGUGUUCUUUCUGUGUCAGGAAACAAAACCUCCCUGUAUAAGUACAUGCUUCCCCCUGGGCUAGAGCACCCCUCCCUGGUGGUGAUUGGACUCAUUCAGCCUCUGGGGGCAAUCAUGCCCAUAUCGGAGAUGCAGGCGCGCUGGGCUACACGCGUCUUUAAAGGGCUGAAUAAGCUUCCAUCAAUGAAUGACAUACUCAAAGACAUCAAAGCAAAGGAGAAUGCCAUGGCUAAGAGGUAUGUGCUGUCCCAGAGACACACCAUUCAGGUGGACUAUAUCCCCUACAUGGACGAGCUAGCGCGGCAAAUAGGUGUGCGUCCAAAUGUCCUCUCCCUGCUUCUGCGGGACCCAAAGUUGGGUCUGAGUAUCCUGUUCGGUCCCUGUACUCCAUACCAGUUUCGGUUGUGUGGGCCUGGCCAGUGGAAAGGAGCACGUCAAGCCAUCCUCACACAGUGGGACAGGGUCGCUCAGCCCCUGAAGACGCGAAGUGUAAAGGACAAGGAGUCCAGUCACUCCCAUCUCCGUCUCCUCCUCCCUUUGUCUGCGGCUGCACUGCUCUCCGCUGUGUACUACAGGGGGGCCAGUCUCGCCUCUCUCCUGCCUGACCCUGCUGUGGUCCUGGACAGGAUAAGGGCUUAUCUACCCCUGCCAACCCAGUAACACAUUGACCUGCCUCACCUGUCUCAACCCAAUGACGCAUUUACCCGUCUCUCUUAUCUCCACUGACGCAUUCACCUGCCUCUCCUGAGUCACACCCACAAACACAUUUACCCCUCACCUGUCUCAACCCAAUGACACGUUCACCUGCCUCUCCUGAGUCACACCCACAAACACAUUUACCCCUCACCUGUCUCAACCCAAUGACACGUUCACCUGCCUCUCCUGAGUCACACCCACAAACACAUUUACCCCUCACCUGUCCUGAGCUCUAGCUUCAGCGUUCUUGCCCUAAGUGAUACAGCUAGUGAUCUCUCUCCCAGACCCUGUUUUUCUGAGAGCUUUUGCCAAAAUAAUUGUUACAUUUGCAUUUAAUAUAUGAUUACUUGCCUAUAAUUUUUGAAGUUAUGCAUCUAUGUUCUAAAAACUCUACAUCAAAUUUUAACUCUAUGGAUACUGCUUUCAGAAACACAUUUCAUUUAAUGUAUUGACUGAGAGGAUUUUUUGGUAAUUCUAACAAUUAAUUAUGUGUCGAACUCAUGAAAUCUUCACCGUUGAUGUCAAACUGAACAUUAGAGCAGUAGCAUGUUUUUGAACGGUAGAGACAGUCAAGACUGAUCAGGCUCUGAACAGUGCCAAGCCUGCUGUUGUAUCAGACACGCUAAUAAUACUUUUCUGAUAAAGUGACACUGAUAAAGUGCCUUUAAUACUUUUGAUACUUUGAUGUAAGUAUUAAUUAAUGCCUUUUCAAUAAAGUCCCAAUACAGUAAAGUCUCCAUAUCUUAAAA
Messenger RNA from Chanos chanos (milkfish), 2535 nucleotides. Its product is annotated as dimethylaniline monooxygenase [N-oxide-forming] 5. The record is from RefSeq and is a predicted model, not a curated record. NCBI's taxonomy places the organism in Eukaryota, Metazoa, Chordata, Actinopteri, Gonorynchiformes, Chanidae. The transcript has 9 exons. Bases 71 to 1750 code for a protein of 559 amino acids. Gene Ontology annotation, molecular function: flavin adenine dinucleotide binding; N,N-dimethylaniline monooxygenase activity; NADP binding.